AUGGCUGGCAACGUGAAGAAGAGCUCGGGGGCCGGGGCCGGCGGCGGCUCGGGGGGCUCGGGCGCGGGCGGCCUGAUCGGGCUCAUGAAGGACGCCUUCCAGCCGCACCACCACCACCACCUCAGCCCGCACCCGCCGGGCGCCGUGGACAAGAAGAUGGUGGAGAAGUGCUGGAAGCUCAUGGACAAGGUGGUGCGGCUGUGCCAGAACCCGAAGCUGGCGCUGAAGAACAGCCCGCCCUACAUCCUGGACCUGCUGCCCGACACCUACCAGCACCUGCGCACCGUGCUGUCGCGCUACGAGGGCAAGAUGGACACGCUCGGCGAGAACGAGUACUUCCGCGUGUUCAUGGAGAAUCUGACCAAGAAGACGAAGCAGACCAUAAGCCUCUUCAAGGAGGGGAAGGAGAGGAUGUACGAGGAGAACUCGCAGCCUAGGCGGAACCUGACCAAACUGUCCCUGAUCUUCAGCCACAUGCUGGCCGAGCUGAAAGGGAUCUUCCCGAGUGGACUCUUCCAAGGAGACACCUUCCGGAUCACGAAAGCGGACGCGGCGGAAUUUUGGAGGAAAGCUUUCGGGGAAAAGACAAUAGUCCCGUGGAAGAGCUUCCGGCAGGCCCUUCACGAAGUGCACCCCAUCAGUUCCGGGCUGGAGGCCAUGGCUCUGAAGUCCACCAUUGAUCUGACCUGCAAUGAUUACAUUUCAGUUUUUGAAUUUGACAUCUUCACACGACUCUUUCAGCCCUGGUCCUCUCUGCUCAGGAACUGGAACAGCCUCGCUGUGACUCAUCCCGGGUACAUGGCUUUCCUGACCUACGACGAAGUGAAGGCCCGGCUGCAGAAGUUCAUCCACAAGCCUGGCAGCUACAUUUUCCGGCUGAGCUGCACGCGCCUGGGCCAGUGGGCCAUCGGGUACGUCACUGCCGACGGGAACAUCCUGCAGACCAUCCCGCACAACAAGCCCCUCUUCCAGGCCCUGAUCGACGGCUUCAGGGAAGGCUUCUACUUGUUUCCUGAUGGGCGGAACCAGAAUCCCGAUCUGACGGGCUUAUGCGAGCCGGCUCCCCAAGACCACAUCAAAGUGACGCAGGAGCAGUACGAGCUGUACUGCGAGAUGGGCUCCACCUUCCAGCUCUGCAAGAUCUGCGCCGAGAACGACAAGGACGUCAAGAUCGAGCCCUGCGGACACCUCAUGUGCACGUCCUGCCUGACGUCCUGGCAGGAGUCAGAAGGCCAGGGCUGUCCUUUCUGCCGAUGUGAAAUCAAAGGCACGGAGCCCAUCGUGGUGGAUCCGUUCGACCCCAGAGGGAGUGGCAGCCUACUGAGGCAAGGGGCCGAGGGCGCACCCUCCCCAAACUACGAUGACGACGACGACGAGCGGGCCGACGACUCCCUCUUCAUGAUGAAGGAGUUGGCUGGUGCCAAGGUGGAGCGGCCGCCGUCCCCCUUCUCCACGGCCCCGCAGGCCUCCCUCCCCCCAGUGCCGCCCCGGCUGGACCUUCUGCAGCAGCGAGUGUCCGUUCCUGCCGGUCCUUCGGCUCCUGGGACCGCUGCCAAGGCUGCUCCGGGCCCCCUCCACAAGGACAAGCCUCUGCCGGCGCCCCCCACGCUUCGAGACCUCCCUCCGCCACCGCCUCCAGACCGGCCUUACUCUGUCGGGGCGGAAGCCCGGCCGCAGAGACGCCCCUUGCCUUGCACACCAGGCGACUGUUCGUCCAGGGACAAGCUGCCCCCUGUCCCCUCCAGCCGCCUUGGGGAGUCGUGGCUGCCGCGGCCCAUCCCCAGAGCGCCAGUAGCCACCCCAAGCCCGAGUGACCCCUGGACAGGGAGAGAGCUGACCAACCGCCACUCGCUUCCGUUCUCGUUGCCCUCGCAAGUGGAAGCCCGCGCGGAUGUGCCCCGGCUGGGCAGCACCUUCAGCCUGGACACGGCCACGACUAUGAACAGCAGCCCGUUAGCAGGUCCAGAGUACGAGCACCCCAAAAUCAAACCCUCCGCUUCCGCCAGUGCCAUUUACUCUCUGGCUGCCAGGCCUCUUCCUGUGCCAAAGCUGCCACCUGGGGAGCAGGGUGAGAGCGAGGAGGACUCGGAGUACAUGGCUCCCUCCUCCAGGCCUCUGGGGCUUCCGAAGCCGGAGGCGAAGCGGCCUCCAGAGCCCGCACCGGGCUUACGGGACUGUGACUGUGACCAGCAGGCUGACGGCUGCACCUACGAAGCGAUGUAUAAUAUUCAGUCCCAGGUGGCGCCGGCUGUCCCCGAGAGCAGCACCUUAGGUGACGGCAGUGCGGCCGCAGCCCCGGCUGGCGCGGGCCCCGAGGAGUCGGAGAACGGCGAGGACGGCUACGAUGUCCCGAAGCCCCCGGUGCCGGCGGCGCUGGCCCGCCGCACCCUCUCGGACAUCUCCAACGCCAGCUCCUCCUUCGGCUGGCUGUCCCUGGACGCGGAGCCCGCAGCGAGCUUCACUGAGGGUUCCCAAGUUCCUGAGAGGCCCCCCAAGCCGUUCCCUCGGAGAAUCAACUCGGAACGGAAGGCGGGUCACUGUCCGCAGGCCGCCGCGCCCUCGCCCCAGCUGUCCAGUGAGAUCGAGAGCCUCCUGAGCCAGGGGUACUCCUACCAGGACAUCCAGAAGGCCCUGCUCAUCGCCCACAACAACAUAGAGAUGGCCAAGAACAUCCUCCGCGAGUUCGUGGCUGUGUCCUCUCCUGCCCACGUGGCCACCUAGCGCCGGCCUGCCGCGCCUGCGGAGGACCGACGAGCUGGGCUGCCCUGUCCCCACGGCCGGGGCUCCUUUGGAGGCUUCGGUGCAGCUGAGCCCGGCUGCGAGGCUGCCUGCGGCUCUGACACGGCAGCAGUGGGACCAGCGCGGAGCAGCCGGUGUGCGUUGUCAUUGUGUUUGUUCUGGGGUGCGUUUGAGGGUGUCCUUCAGUCCCUGCUCAGUGUGGGCUUUGGAACAGUGGUGGCCAACCGGGGAAACCGCCCAGAAAGCAGCAGGAGGAGGGGUGCUGUGCUCUCAUCCAAAGGGGAGACUUCAGACCCUCCUGGGUUGAGAAUGUGCUUGUGUACGUGUGUCUGUCUGUGGUGUGCGUGUCCUGUGAUUAUCAGAUUAACCUGCUGUCUGUGUGCGUCCCAGGCGGGGACGAUGAGCACAAGAGGCUUAGGGAGGAGUCUUUCCAACUUCCAUGCCCUGUGGUGUCUGCCCAACCCCUGUGUUUCCCUCUUCACACUCCGUGGCCCGGACUGUUCGCAGAGCUGAACCUGUGUAUCAGCACACCCUCCAGCCUCUCCCGGCCUCUGCCGCGGCCUCGGUCUCGCGGUGGCUGCGCCCAGCCUUCCCGGAGCCGGGACGCCCGUUGCCGGGAGAGGUGCGGGCUGGGUCGAAGGGCUGCCCUGUGGCUGGGCUGUCACGGUCGCUCCGAAGCACUGUUUUACAAGAACCUGGAACCUGUUAACAAAACGAUGUUUUAAUAAUCAUAACUGCAUAACGACUGGCUGGAGAUCGAAGCCUUCAGAUACAUUCCACACCCUCCCCAGACCUGGUCCGCGGGAGCCCGUGGCCUGGGCGCCAUGCCUGUGUCUGCCGUGGGUCCUUCUCGACGGGGAGGGGAGAGCAGUUGUUUCCAGCGUGGCUUUCUGGCCCGAACGCCCUGAAGCUUCCAGAAACCCUCCUCACACGCGCUUCACCUUGUGAUGCUUGAAAUGCACAACAUAGACAAUAAGGGUUGAUUUGUUCCGUUUUCUCCAGUGAAUUAAUCCCAGCUUACACGGGCGUCUCCCGCUGAACAUAAGCCAGGUUCUAUUUUCAGAAGUGAUUCUUUGCUUUGCCCUCUACGAGUGGGGUGCCCCCGGCAACUCAGUUCUCGCCUGUGCCCAGGCUUUGGGAAUGUAGCCUGUCCUCUCCUUUCCGGCACCCGAGGCCCCGCCCACCCUCUGGUGCCUGCCUCCCCUCCCCGCAGGAAGGCAUCGGUCAGCAGUGAGCGGCUCCCCAGCCCGGUGGGGCGCGCGCCCCCGGUGUUCGCAGGGCCCUGGCGUCGGCCCGUCCUCUGCCCAGGGUCUUUGGCUGACUCCCCUACGUGCUGGAGCCUCCUUCCUCAUCGGAAGCAAGCCUGCUCUUGAUUACUCUCCCCUCCUCGGAAUCCAAAUUCGCUUUUGUCUUUAGAUCCAGACAGAAAUGGCUCUCCUUAGAGCUCUCGCCUGUCUGUCAUCCUCGUAACUAAAACUCCUCCCGACUCUCCUCGUGGCUUUUGGCUCUUCGUAGCCCUUCUGGUUGUCCUCUUACCUCGGGGCCGUGCUGGCAGUGGGCGGCACGGGGCCUGUUGACUGGCUGGGUUCCCUGCCCGCACGGUGGGAAGAGCAGGCCCACCCCAGUGUGGAGGCCCCCCGUUGGGGCGCAGGGCACAGUUCGUAUCCUAAAGGCCAGAACACUUUCCUGUGUGGUGACGAAGGCUUGGGCAGGGAACUAAGGAAAUGGCAGCGGGUUCCAUGUCUCUCCACACUGAAGCCUCUGCCGUCCACACGACCCGCAGCCCGGAGAUCCGCCUGGAGACCAAAGCCCUGGAUCCCUGUGCUUCCCCUUCCCGAGUGCACCCAUCUUUAGGGACUGUUCUUGCUUCUGCAGGCGAAGGGCAGGUUGAUCUUUUCUUCCCCCACGAGCGCCCGUGCGGCUGGGCCCCAGCGGGCUGCCGGGUCCUGGUGCUGACGUGCGCCGGCGGGAGUGAUCGUUAGCUGUCCGGUGUUCGCGGGCAUUCGGGUUUUAGACCGAGCUGUGAAGUUUACUCUGACUGGUGCUCUUGGGUCCACGCCUGAGAUCGCCGAGAACCUCAGGACAUUUUCCACUGGCUCUCGUUUUGAGGAUGUUCCGAAAGUGGUAACUUCUUAGACUUUUCUUUGAGGCCCUGAUGAACUCCACUGUGCGGCAGUUUCUGAGUCUUGGGCCCUGCUCCGAGUUUCACUGAAAUUCUCUUUCACAAGAGGCUUUAGUUUGAGUUUUGCAAACUCAUCCCUUUUCCCUGUCACAGAUGAUUCCGCUUCUGACUGUCGGUGGAUAAGGUGAAAACCACUCGGAUGGGUUUCUUUUCCUUAGAUGCAUUAGGCUGUUCUGUUUUCCCCAAUCUCCUGCUUUCCUGGUUGCUUUUUAAAAAAUACAUCCUCACCCAAGGAUACAUUUUUACUGAGUUUAGAGGGAGAGAAACAUCAGUGUGAGAAACGAUUGGUUGCCUCCCAUAGGCGCCCCGACCAGGGAUUGAACGCACAGCCUCGGUCUGUGCUCCGACCAGGAAUGGAACCUGCGGACUCGGUGCCUGGGCAGGUCACUGGACACCAUCCCCCGGCACAGGAGCUGGGCGGCGUCACCGUGGCCCCGCCCCGUCUCUAAAGCACAGGCUUCUCCGGGCGGGGAGGGGGGACCCCCCUCGGUGACUAGGAGGCUGCGCGCCAGCCCCGCACCAGCCCCGCACUUCUCUCUGGCUCUGGACACUGGUGGGUGGCGCCUCGCUCCCCGGC
Molossus molossus (Pallas's mastiff bat) is the source of this 5498-nucleotide messenger RNA. RefSeq names its product Cbl proto-oncogene (gene CBL). The record is from RefSeq and is a predicted model, not a curated record. NCBI's taxonomy places the organism in Eukaryota, Metazoa, Chordata, Mammalia, Chiroptera, Molossidae. The transcript has 16 exons. The coding region runs from base 1 to 2721 and encodes 906 amino acids. Gene Ontology annotation, molecular function: calcium ion binding; SH3 domain binding; phosphotyrosine residue binding. Gene Ontology annotation, cellular component: plasma membrane; membrane raft. Gene Ontology annotation, biological process: negative regulation of epidermal growth factor-activated receptor activity; cell surface receptor signaling pathway.